AUGUCUCGUCCCGAGGAGUUGGCACCGCCCGAGGUGUUCUACAACGACGACGAGUCGUUCAAGUACACCUCGCUGUCGCGGGUGCAGCACAUCCAGGCCAAGAUGACGCUCCGGGCGCUCGAUCUCCUCAACUUGGACAAGGAGCACCCCCACUUCCUUCUCGAUCUUGGUUGCGGGUCGGGGCUUUCAGGGGAAAUUUUAACGGAAGAAGGCUACAACUGGAUCGGCAUGGACAUCCUGCCGAGUAUGUUGGCCACCGGGUUAGAUCGGGACGUUGAAGGCGACUUAUUCCUUAGUGAUUUAGGUACCGGGGUGCCGUUUCGCGCCGGUACCUUUGAUGCCGCCAUUCUGAUUUCGGCGAUCCAGUGGUUGUGUAAUGCCGAUACCUCGGGUAACGACCCCAAGAAGAGAAUUCUGACAUUUUUCAAUACGUUAUACGCCUCGUUGAAGCGAGGGGGUAAGUUUGUUGCCCAGUUCUACCCCAAAAACGACGCCCAGCUCGAGCAGAUCACCUCGGCGGCUAAAGUCGCCGGGUUCGGUGGUGGUGUCAUUGUCGACGACCCUGAAAGCAAAAGAAAUAAGAAGUACUACUUGGUGUUGACCGCCGGGAUCAGUGACCGCGCCGUCAACUUGGAAGGGGCGACGAUGGACGCCCCCACCGUCAAGGUGAAUAAAAAGAAGGCGAGAAUGAUGGAGCUGAGAAAGGACUACAUCCAGCGGAAGAAGGAGACGGCGCGCAGACGCGGGAAGAAGGUAGCAUUGGAUUCGAAGUUCACGGGGAGAAAGAGACGGAUCAGGUUUUAG
Diutina rugosa is the source of this 804-nucleotide messenger RNA. It is a transcript of the gene BUD23, whose product is annotated as 18S rRNA (guanine1575-N7)-methyltransferase. The transcript has a single exon. Gene Ontology annotation, cellular component: nucleolus. NCBI's taxonomy places the organism in Eukaryota, Fungi, Ascomycota, Pichiomycetes, Serinales, Debaryomycetaceae. The record is from RefSeq and is a predicted model, not a curated record. Gene Ontology annotation, molecular function: rRNA (guanine) methyltransferase activity. Bases 1 to 804 code for a protein of 267 amino acids. Gene Ontology annotation, biological process: rRNA (guanine-N7)-methylation.